AUGUUGUUGCCGACGGACGCGGCUGCGGUGCUCGCCUUCUGGUUCGAGGGCGACCAGCAAGAGAUCUACCGCACCAAGUGGUUUCCUCCGGCUGGCAGCGAGAUCCAGGCGCAGACGGACAAGCGCAUCACGGACACCUUUGGCCCGCUCCUCGCCGCCGCCGAGCGACGCGAGCUGCACGCCGAAUGGUGCGCGUCGCGCGACGCCUUCGUGGCGCUCAUCGUGCUGCUCGACCAGUUCUCGCGCCACGUGCACCGCCACGACGCCGACAAGCGGACGGCCAACGACGUCCUCGCGCUGGCGCUGGCCGAAGCCUUUGUCGCCGCCGGCCAUCACGAGACCGUGCCGACCAACUACUUUGUGUUUGCGCUCAUGCCCUUUCGACACACGCCGACGCAUGCGCGCCUCGCGUCCGUCCUCGAGCACAUCAACCGUCGCGAGGCCAUGCUCUCGGAGCACACGGACAUUCUGUCCAAGUUUCGGCGGACGACCGUGCAGCGCCAAGCGCACUUGCGCCCAGCGUCGACGUCGGUCCUGUUGCCCAAGCACGUGCUGACACCGCUCAUGCACAGUUUUCUCAGCGCGAUGGACGCAGGGUCGCCGGCCUGCCCUGCGAUUGGCAUCUCGCUCUCGGGCGGCGUCGACUCGAUGGUCAUCGCCUACUUGCUCGUCAAGCUCGCACCGCGCUACAACAACUUCAAGGUCGUUGCGGUGCACAUCGACUACAAGAACCGCGCCGAGAGCACGGCCGAGGCCGCGUACGUCGAGGCGUGGUGCAAGCCGCUCGGGAUCGAGUGCUACGUGCGGCGCAUCGACGAGUGCCAGCGCGCGACGACCAAGCGAGAAGAGUACGAGCGCAUCUCGCGCGACAUUCGGUACACCACGUACGCCGAGAUCAUGGCGCGCCACAGCAUUCCGGGCAUGUGCGUGGGCCACCACCGCGGCGACGUGCAGGAAAACGUCAUCUCCAACAUGAUGAAGGGCCAGUCGCUCCUCGGGCUCAACGGCAUGAGCACGUCGUCGACGGUCAACGGCGUGCGCAUUUGGCGCCCGCUGCUCGCGAUCGACAAGGACGCGAUCUUUGACUUUGCCCAUGUCUUUGGCGUGCCGUACAUGAAGGACACGACACCGCAGUGGAGCACGCGCGGGAAGCUCCGGCGCCAGCUCAUGCCGCUGCUGCACGAAAUGUACGGCGCGGGCUACUUGAACAACCUCUCCAACCUCGGGCAGGAAGCCACCGAGUGCGCGAGCGUGCUUGAAAGCAUGCUGCUGGGGCCCGUGCUGCAGACAGUGCAGCACUCGGCGCUCGCAGUGUGGAUCGACUUGACGCUCUUGGCGCCGCAGCCCAUGUUCAUUUGGAAGGAGAUUCUGCGCCGUGUGUGCCACGAGCGCAUGGGUGAGCGCAUGAUCCGCGACAAGCCGAUGCUCGAGCUCCAGCUCAAGGUCAUGAAGCCCAACAUGAAGGCGUCGUGGAUCACACUCAAGAAGCAAACCAAGUCGUUCAUGACCGACGACCGCCAGCUCCUUCUCUUCCGCGAGCCGGUCUUCCAGCACAAGGUCCCGCGCGGCCUCGAGGUCCCGCUGGGCACGACCACGCAGUGGCACAAGUGGACCAUCUUGCUCUCGGUCGAGCAGCCGUCGAAGCUCGAGGACAAGCGACUCGACAUGUGGGACGUCGUUCGCGCCAGCGGCGUCGAGUACUUCCUCCCGCACGCGCCCAAGUACGUACUCGACACCGAAGACCGCGACGUGUCGCUCCGCAGCAUCGACAAGUGCCUCACGGACGCCAUGCCGCUGGUCGUGAACCGAGGCGUCUUCUCCGACUCGGACGCCGUCGUUCGCGUGCAGCUGCGCUACGCGGCAAUACUGCGCACCUCGUGGUUCUACCUCGGUGUGCCCAUCGUCGAGAUGCUGCCGCAAGGCGGCCUCUUCAUCGUCACGAGCUUCCUCACGACGAUCUCGAACCUCCCAGCGGCUGUUGGCCCGGUGCUUGCCAACCAGAUUUACCGCAAUUUUGAUGUCGACGAGGGCUCGCUCCUCUCGGACACCAAGCACGUGCGCAACCAGAUCGCCAUCCUCUCCAUGUCGUCGUGCUUGCUCAUCGCGGGUGGCGACGGCUGCUGA
Molecule: messenger RNA, 2124 nt
Organism: Saprolegnia parasitica CBS 223.65
Lineage: Eukaryota; Oomycota; Saprolegniomycetes; Saprolegniales; Saprolegniaceae
Exons: 10
Coding region: 1-2124 (707 amino acids)
Biological process (GO): tRNA processing
Molecular function (GO): ATP binding; protein binding; ligase activity, forming carbon-nitrogen bonds
Source: RefSeq, a predicted model, not a curated record